Molecule: messenger RNA, 1259 nt
Organism: Oncorhynchus masou masou (cherry salmon)
Lineage: Eukaryota; Metazoa; Chordata; Actinopteri; Salmoniformes; Salmonidae
Gene: tmc6b
Product: transmembrane channel-like 6b
Exons: 9
Coding region: 255-1259 (334 amino acids)
Cellular component (GO): plasma membrane
Molecular function (GO): mechanosensitive monoatomic ion channel activity
Source: RefSeq, a predicted model, not a curated record
CAUACACACAAAUUCACCCGUACCUACAUACACACUGCUAACAGGCCUGACUGGACGAGGUCGAAGAAGAGCGGAGUGGAGAGGGUCCAGAGCAAGUAGUUUUUGCAACACUAUGCUAGGAGAGUGGAGAGGCGGGACUAAGCAGACACGUGUGUGACCCUUCUCUGUGAUUGGUGGACAGAGAUUGAUGAUUGACAGACAGACGGAUAAAGAGAACGAGACAGACAGCAGAGAGGAGAGACGGGGAGAGAGAGAUGGCUCACAGUGUCAACUUUGACCUGACUGCUGAACGCAUGGAGGCUGGUCUGGAGAGCCCAGCGGAUGAAGAGGGGGUCCAUGACUCCUUUAACCAGCUGAUAGAGGAUCAGAGACAGGAAGCCUUGGAGCUGCAGGAACUACAGAGAGACCUGGACGAGGAGGAACGAGACAGUGUAGCGUACCUGUCCAGCCCUGGUCAGGAGAUAUGGCGUGGGAGCGCGGGGAGGGGUGAGGAGGAAGGGGGGAGACAGUUAGACCCCCUUCUAGAGGAACGCUGGUCCUCCGCCACCCUCAAAGUCCUCUCCUCCAUGCCCAGCCGCACCAUCGGUCGUAGUCGAGGUGCUGUCAUCUCUCAGUACUAUAACAGGACCAUGAAGUUGAGAAGACGCAGACAGAGCAGGCCUUCCAUAAAGGACUUUUCCCGCUCCGCACGGCCCAGUAUCCGUGGUUACGGCAUGGAGACAGACUGCAUGGAGACCGAGGGCGUGGAUGAGGAGGGGCGUAAGCGUGACCAACUGGUCAACAACCUUCAGAACCUCUCUCUGAGUGACCGGGUCAGGAUGCUGCGAGGCAUGCCUCUCUCUGUGGCAGAGAAGAGUGACCUAAGGAGGUUGGCUGACAGGAAGGGUCAACGCUCCAAUCACAGUCAGAUCCCCUGUUGCAGCCAGCUCAAGUAUCACAUCAUCAUCGCUCUGAGACAUAGCUGGUACAGUUGUCUCUCCUUCCUCCACUCCCUACAGCUGUGGCAGGUAAGGCUGUCUCUCUCUGUCUCUCUCUCUGUCUCUCUCUCAACAGGCGGUACGACAAACAGCAACAGGCGUGACAAACAGCAACAGACGGCACGACGUCAUGAUAAACAGCAACAGGCGGUACGGCGACGCAACGGACAAACAGCAACAGGCGUCAUGACAAACAGCAACAGGCGGUAUGGCGUCAUGACAAACAGCAACAGACGGUAUGACGUCAUGACAAACAGCAACAGACGGUAUGACGCGUCAUGA